AUGCCUCCAUGGACUUGCAACUCUGAUGCUGAGAGCAGUGACCUGUCUGAUGGACCAAAUGAAUCAAGGGCCCCCACUGCACCACAGAAGCAGAUGCUGAUCAGUGCAGAGACCCCUUCACCAUAUGACUCCAAUGAUGAUGAUAACAUCAGAGACAAGACAUGCUACAACAUUGACACCAUCUCAAACCUAAACCCAGAAAUGCUCAAAGGCAUGCUCAUUGAGCUCACCAAAUGCAACAAAGCAAAAGACUCUGACAUAUACAAGAAACCAUCCUGCUGCUCCAAUUUCCAUCAAAGGCUCUUACACACCCAUGAUGCACUCAAGGAGGCACCCAAGCUAAUGACCAAGAAUUGGUAUGCUUGGAAUCCUCAUUUCAGAGGGAUCCUGUCUAACUGGCCAGUGGCUAUGAAGCACCUCGAUGGUGUCAUGGCCCCUGGGGACAAAAGCCUUUACUGCAGGCUGAAGAAGGAUCUCACCAAGAUGGAGAAGAUUGCCAAAUUGACCUUGCUCAACAAAGUUGGGAAGAUUCACAUGUUCCAGGCUGAUGUCCAAAAGCUCAUCACUGAUAUCAAUGAGCACUGGGCUAAGGCCAAGUCCAUGGGCCAUGCUCUUCCUGAAAUACUCAAAGUGAAAGCCCUCAUCGACCAAGCUAGAUACAUCACCCAAUAUCAUCACUGCAUCAUCACACUUGAAGAUACUGGGAUGGCAUCCAGUUAUGAGGUGCUUUGUGCUGCAUUGUGCAAGCAACAAGAUAGCAUGACUGUCUGGAUGGACCACAGGGUCAGCAACCCCAGGACAGCCCAGGCAAACUUAGCUGAAGGACAAGUUAAGAAUGAGGAAGCUUACCACCAUGGUAAACCCAGACCUGACAGAGUCUGA
Messenger RNA from Ustilago hordei, 882 nucleotides. RefSeq lists its product as uncharacterized. Bases 1 to 882 code for a protein of 293 amino acids. The record is from RefSeq and is a predicted model, not a curated record. The transcript is spliced from 2 exons. Lineage: Eukaryota; Fungi; Basidiomycota; Ustilaginomycetes; Ustilaginales; Ustilaginaceae.